Molecule: messenger RNA, 990 nt
Organism: Quercus lobata
Lineage: Eukaryota; Viridiplantae; Streptophyta; Magnoliopsida; Fagales; Fagaceae
Gene: SOUL-1
Product: SOUL heme-binding family protein
Exons: 1
Coding region: 184-798 (204 amino acids)
Source: RefSeq, a predicted model, not a curated record
AUAAAUAUAGUCCACAAAUGCAUCCCUGAAUUCCCGUCAUUCAUUCACCAACAAUAUUCCAAAUAGUCUAAACCAAACCCCCCUCUCCAAGCAAGAACAAUCCAGAGAAAACUCGCCCCUCUCUUCUCUAAAUCUCUAUAAAGAUACCAAUAGUAUCAGUCUCUCUAUAAACAAUUCUUCAAGAUGGGUAUGGUGUUGGGAAAGAUCAGUGUUGAAACCCCCAAGUACAAAGUGAUUCAAGCCUUAGCUGAUUAUGAAAUCCGCAUGUAUGCACCUUCAGUCAUAGCUGAAGUCACAUAUGACCCAACACAAUUCAAGGGUAACAAAGAUGGUGGCUUUACCGUAUUGGCCAAUUACAUUGGUGCCUUAGGCAAUCCUCAGAAUACUAAGCCUGAAAAGAUUGCAAUGACUGCACCAGUGAUAACAAAGGCCCCAGAAAGCUCAGCUGAAAAGAUUGCCAUGACAGCUCCAGUUGUGACCAAGGCUGGUGGGGAUGAGGAGAGUAAGAGGGUGACUAUGCAAUUUUUGUUGCCAGAGAAGUAUCAGAAGGCAGAGGAGGCGCCAAAGCCGGUGGAUGAGAGAGUGGUUAUAAGAGAGGAAGGGGAGAGGAAGUAUGGGGUCGUGAAGUUUGGGGGAGUGGCAACUGAGGAAGUGGUGAAGGAAAAGGUGGAGAAGCUUAAGCAGAGCUUGGAGAGAGAUGGGUACAAGAUAAUUGGGGAGUUCUUGUUGGCGAGGUAUAACCCACCUUGGACUUUGCCUCCAUUCAGGACCAAUGAAGUUAUGAUCCCAAUUGAGUGAGGUUUGAAGCCUAAUGUUUAUGUAGUAGGAGCUGUUAGUUUUUUUUUCUGUUUCUUUUGUAGUUUUUUUUUCUGUUUCUUUUGUCUACUGGUUCAGUGUUUAUGUUUGAGAUUGUAACUCAGGUGGUGGUGAUGUGUAAAUUAUUGGGAUUUGAAUAAAAUGCAUUGUCAACUGUUGUAUUUUAAUAGCCAA